AGGAACACAGCCACACUCUCACAGAGACCAAACCCAGCAGACAGGAAGCUUGACACAUUCUGAGGUUUCUCUACGGGCCAACCAGAAGUCGAGGAGAGUGGAGCAGCUCUUCCCUGCUGAACUCGCCGGUGUUUUCGACUCAGUUUACUCACUCUUCUCUCGUGGCUGUUGGACAUGAUGUCUCUUUCUGCUGAGUACUGCAGAGAAAAAACAGGAGGCAGGGAUGGUGGUGCCUUGGCCCAGCAGAAUAGGCUGAUCUGGGGCUUACUCGUUUGGUCCACCCUGCUUACUCUUGUUCUGGCUGCGUCGAUAACUGUCCAGAUCAUCCAUGGAGCAUCAGCGCAGGUACAAUCACAGGAGCCAAGAAACUUCAGACACACCCAAAAUGUCACUAUGCCCAUUAACCUCCAACCUCCUCCAAACAGUUUAGUCACAUUUCAACCUGAUUGGGAGCACAUAGAACAGGUGGAGCAACUCCGAUGGAAAACAAAUUUGCCAGGUUUCAUUGAGGGAAAGAAUCAGUUGAAGAUUGAGGAGGAUGGUCUAUAUUUCAUAUACAUGCAGGUUACCCUCGACCCUCGAGAACCAGAACAGAACUAUAAUGUGACAGUACAACUGAAUAACCCAGAUGAACUUAUUUUAAUAGCUUAUAUCAAUAGAUCAACACUCUCAACAGGCCUCAUGGGUAAAGGGACUGUUCUGACUAAAGGAAACACUUUAAGGGUAACAUGCACUCCUAAAGCCAAAAUAAAAAUCUCUGCUUUUGAAACCUACCUGGGUGUGAUCAAACUAUGAUCAGCCUGAAUCUAAGCCCUUUCAGAUGAAAUGGACUGAUGACAGUAAGAAUGUGGACUCCCUUUCCAGUAUGCAGGGAAGCACUGGUCUGCUGGGUACACUGGAGGGAGUUUAUGACAAGCUAGUUUUUAUAAAAGGUGUAUUUUUUAUUUAUUUAUUUCUUCAAGAGACAUUUACAAAGCCAUAUGCCUUUACUGCAAUAUAUUUAAGAUUUUCUCCUGCGUAAACAGUGUCCUGUGUCACUUUAUGUGCGUCCCUCACUGCCUUGUCAGUCAAUGACAUUAUGUAUGAAGGUUCCUCGUAUAUACACUGAUUUGGACAGCCUUUCAAGGCAUAGUUCUGUCAUGUCUUAUGAUCUGAAACAAAUUCAAGUAAGCUUUAGAUAAUCAAACGAAUAUCUAGUAACCACAGUGAUUAUUUCUCAUAUGAAAUGGAGUCAUAAGUUGAAAAAAAAUGAAGCAGUGAAGGACACAUUUAUGCUGCCUUCAGAAACUGACCAGAUGCAGGAAUCGCAGUAGACAGGAUGUGAUGUAAAUAUUGGAUUCAGAUAUUCUUUGAUGUCUUACUACCUCCGUAUUUUGCUUGCGGAGGCAGCAUUUUCUAGCAUUUGUUUUCCGCCCACGUGUGGAGCAGAAUUCUGAUUGUUCCUAAUUGAGAAUGCUGAUGCACUAUGUGAAUAUUUAUUACGCAGUUGCUGGUUAAAAAUUAUUGCAGAAGUUCAGAGAAAAGGUCAAACAUAAUUAGUUUGUAGAUGCCACUUGGUUUGAUAUUUUGUUAUGUAAUGCAAUGAAAUGCAUACAUUGUGUCUGUAAUAUUAGUCAUUUUAACAGAAAAAGAAUGUAAGAAGUAUUUAACCUGUUAACUGGUUAACUGUUACCUUACCAUAUCCGGUGAAAAAUUAUAUUUCUCAAGACAUGUCAUUUUACUGUAAAAUACAGUAUAAAAAGUAUGUUUUUGGAAGUAAAAUGGAUGAUCAUCAUUUACGGUGAACAUCAGUUUAAUAUUUAACAAGUCUAUACAUGUGUGUAACAGGGGGGUUAAAAUGGAAAGUAGGAGAUGGGAACCGGCUGAACAGUCAAAGUAAUAUUUAAUGUAAAAUUAAAACAUAAAGACACAAAACACAAACACACACGGCAGCUGUGUGUGGCUCUCUCUCUCCUGAACUGCCGCAUUCCACUGCCUUUAUCCCUCUUCCUCAACUGAUUAGCCUGAUUGGGGGCUGGGCGUGCGUAGUCACGGCCUGGCCCCACCCUCCUCCUCGUCACACUCCUCCCUCCUUUGCCUCAAGCCGGGGAACCCUCGGCAUGAUGUACACCCCUCCCCCCCCUCCUUUCUGGGGGGCACGUUGCCCUUCUGGCUGCGCCUGCCAGCAGGCUUGUCCCCACCUCUCUAGAGCUGGGGAGGGGGACAAGGGGAGGGGAAUAAAAGACGAGAGGGAAGGAUUAAGACAGGGCGGCAGUGAGAGAGAGAGGAGAGAGAGGAAAAAUCUGGUUCGCUGGUGCCCAGAUACACUGUUUCCCGGCCCUCAGCCACUCCCCGCCCGCUGGCGGACGACAGCUCGCUCCUGCCCCGGUGGACGGUAGUGGGUCCUCCGGCCCCGGGCAGAAGGUCACGUUCCUCCCCCUCUUUUCUCUCUUUCUUUUCUUUUUUUUUCUCCCUUCUUUUUUUUCCUAUUGGGGGAUGGCAGCAUGCCUCAGAUCCUCAGUGGCCGGCAGUGAUGCCUCCGUCCCCGGGCGGACGGCUGCAGCUACUCCUCGGUCGGCUGGUAGUGGCGACAGCCAUCCCUCCUCCUUCCUGGGUUUAGGCAUCAAUGUAACAGGGGGGUUAGAAUGGGAAAGGAGGAGGCGGGAACCGGCUGAACAGUCAAAGUAAUAUUUAAUGUAAAAUUAAAACAAAGAUCCAGAACACAAACGCACACACGGCUGCUGCGUGUGGCUCUUUCUCUCUCUCUUGAACUGCCGCAUUCUGCUGCACUUAUCCCUCUACUCGGCUGAUUAGCCCGAUUAGCCCUAACUUUAUAAUUUUCUGUGAAAAACAUUAAAAGGGCAUUCCUAGAAGUCCCUGUGUGAUGCAUCACACUUAAAUAAGUUUUACUUAAAUAGUAGUACUUUCUUUCUGAUCUGUGUUAUGAGUUACAUACAUUGGAUUCAAGGAUUUUGGGGUGUUUUUUGUUUCAUUUUAUGUUGUUUAUUAAUGUUUACUGGAUAAUUUUGUGUCAAAUGUGUUACUUUGAUGGUGUUUUGUCUUUGCGUGGGUAACACUGUCUACAUUCACCUUAUGCGCCAGAGAAACUAGUGCGCAGCCAUCAUGAAAAUUUGGUCUCGGAACUUCCAUUUUAGCGGUUCGAUAUAUAAAUCUAUGGUGUUGAUUUUAUAGUGUAAUAAACUAGUGAAGUGGAUUUACACGUUAUAUAGUUGUCAGCCAGGGUGAGUGUUUUAAAGUGUUCAGGGGAUAUCAUAAUAACUGAAAGCAGAGCGGGGAGAUUUUAAACAAGAGUACUUCAUUCAUAAAUGCGAUCCUAGCUCAAGCUGUGGAUGUACUGACAGGGCUGGCCUGUCCGACAGGCGAUACAGGCGACCGCUUAAGGCCCCGAUGUGCCUGGGGGUGCCCCGCGAACACGUGCAAAGUAAAUGAACAAGUCAUAAGAUUAAGAAACAUUGAUGACUUUUAUUUUUAAAUUCUCUGCAUUUCAAAGGUUUCUAGAGCACACACACAUAAAACAACGUGCGCAUGGACCUGAUCAUUUAACAUACAAAUCAAAAUGACUGCGAAAAACAAGUUAAGUAUAAAAUAAGCUCUGAAUAAUCACAAAAAGACAAAUAACUUACAUUUACAAGUAAAAUAACAACAGUGUAUCAAAAUCAGCAACAAGUAAAGCUAAGCAGUACACACUAAUCUGCAUAAUUUAUUCAUAAAGCAAAGCAUUGCUGGAAACUGGAGCGCGGCUUCUUUUCACAGUAUUGUUAGACACAGUUCACACACCUUGCUGAAUAAUGCGCACGCUUGACAGAAACACAGGAAAUAAGUUAUGAAAAAUAUUGCUUUGUGACUAUUUGAGACUUUGAGGCUUAUUUUGUGUAAAGGAUAGCAGAAACAGCAUUUGUCAAAUCAUUAGGGCUCUUCACGUUUUCUUAAGAAUAAUCUGCUGGGGAAGGAAUUAAAACACUGCCUAUAUAAAGGCGCAAAAAUAUGAGCAAUUCAUCUGGAAAAUAAAGAUCUCUGCUCUCUAAGAGGUGUGUUUAUUCUUUACAUUUGUUUACAAAUAUAUAUUUCGAGGUGUUGUGUUUAAUUUUAUUUAUACAUAAUUAUACAUUAUACAUUGCUGUAGUUACCUGAUUUUCACUGAUGUUUGAACUUUUAUUCACUUUUGCACACAUUCUGGAUAACUUUUUGUUUUCAUUGAUUUUGUUGCUCUAAAUAAACAUUUACACAUGGUUACAUGGGUUGAAAUGGAAUUUCAAGCAUUGUCAGCUGUGUCCUACACUAUCAAAAAUCUCUCAAACUAUUUUAAACAGCAUUUUCUUAUUUUGUGUUACUUGAAUGGGUAACACUUACACUUGUAUUUGUUAACAUUAGUUAAUUAACAUGAACUAACAAUGACCAGUACUUAAUAUUCUUGGUUAAUGUUCAUUUCUAAAUAUAAUAGUCCAUUUUUAACAUAAACAAUUGUAUAAGUUAACAUUAGUUAAUACAAUAUGAACUAACAUGAACAAACAAUAAACAGUUGUACUUUUAUAAAUUGACAUUAGACUAGAUUAAUAAAUGCUGGAAAUCUUUAUUAUAAAUUGUUAAUGAU
Myxocyprinus asiaticus (Chinese sucker) is the source of this 4591-nucleotide messenger RNA. RefSeq lists its product as uncharacterized. Lineage: Eukaryota; Metazoa; Chordata; Actinopteri; Cypriniformes; Catostomidae. The record is from RefSeq and is a predicted model, not a curated record. Gene Ontology annotation, molecular function: tumor necrosis factor receptor binding. The transcript is spliced from 3 exons. The coding region runs from base 175 to 795 and encodes 206 amino acids. Gene Ontology annotation, cellular component: membrane. Gene Ontology annotation, biological process: T cell proliferation involved in immune response; immune response; tumor necrosis factor-mediated signaling pathway.